Messenger RNA from Heterocephalus glaber (naked mole-rat), 3510 nucleotides. RefSeq names its product toll interacting protein (gene Tollip). NCBI's taxonomy places the organism in Eukaryota, Metazoa, Chordata, Mammalia, Rodentia, Bathyergidae. The record is from RefSeq and is a predicted model, not a curated record. Gene Ontology annotation, molecular function: ubiquitin conjugating enzyme binding; ubiquitin binding. Gene Ontology annotation, biological process: ubiquitin-dependent protein catabolic process. Gene Ontology annotation, cellular component: cytoplasm.
AGGCGGCCGGAGCUGCCGCCCUCGGGUCCCCCAGGAGGAGGGGGACCCAGCCCUGAUGGUCCCCAGGAAGAGGAGGUUUCCUGCCGUGAUUAUCCGUCAGGAGGAGGAGGGCUCCCGCUCUGAUGGCCCUUAGACGAUGAGAGUCCACAGCCCUCAUCGUCCCCAGGUGGAAGAGGGUCCCCAGGUGUACAUUGGCGAGCUGCCACAGGAUUUCCUCCGCAUCACCCCCACACAGCAGCAGCAGCAGGUCCAGCUGGAUGCCCAGGCGGCACAGCAGCUGCAGUAUGGAGGCUCAGUGGGCACUGUGGGCCGCCUCAGCAUCACUGUGGUACAGGCAAAGCUGGCAAAGAACUAUGGCAUGACACGCAUGGACCCCUACUGCCGCUUGCGAUUGGGCUAUGCUGUGUAUGAGACUCCCACAGCUCACAACGGUGCCAAGAACCCUCGCUGGAACAAAGUCAUCCAAUGCACAGUGCCCCCGGGUGUGGACUCGUUCUACCUGGAGAUCUUCGAUGAGCGAGCCUUCUCCAUGGACGACCGAAUCGCCUGGACUCACAUCACAAUCCCCGAGUCCCUGAAACAGGGCCAGGUGGAAGACGAGUGGUACAGCCUGAGCGGGAGGCAGGGUGACGACAAGGAGGGCAUGAUCAACCUGGUCAUGUCCUACACGUCUCUGCCUGCCGCCAUGAUGAUGCCGCCCCAGCCCGUGGUCCUGAUGCCAACUGUGUACCAGCAGGGCAUUGGCUACGUGCCCAUUGCAGGGAUGCCUGCCGUCUGCAGCCCUGGCAUGGUGCCUGUGGCAAUGCCCCCACCAGCUGUGACCACACAGCCCCGCUGUACGGAGGAGGACCUGAAGGCCAUCCAGGACAUGUUCCCCAACAUGGACAAGGAGGUGAUCCGCUCCGUGCUGGAAGCCCAGAGAGGGAACAGGGAUGCCGCCAUCAACUCCCUGCUGCAAAUGGGCGAAGAGUCCUAGACCUGCUUGUUGCCCUUGGACUGGCCACCCCGGGCUCCUCGGGGUCAUCGUCCCAACAAGAUUCCUACGAACCAUCACCUGUACCCUCUUCCUCAGACACCUGUGCGCCCCUCCCCACCUGUUCUCGGGAUGCAUGUGGUCUCAGUUUGAGGCAGCCCUCGUGGCCAGUGGUGGGGUGGGACAGCUCCCUCCUUGUCUUGGGUGGGAUGAUGGUGGUAUGGCCAUAUCACCACACAGACCCACUCACCUGUUGCUGGGGAUACGCAUCUCUCCUCUCAUACUGUCCUGGAAAGCAUUCUUGUAGAAAGCUGCUGCCUCUGCUAGGGCAAUAGAAGCAGUCGAGCAUCUUUCUGAGCUGUUGAGUGGCACAGAGUCACUCAGCCUAUUUGGGGUGGACCUAGUAGCUUACAGCACACAGAUCCACGUGCAUUGGCUAAUGGGUCGCAUUCACAGAUCUCAAGCUGAGCAUUCAUAUCCUUCCCUGACACUCUUUACAGCGUGGGCCUCUUGCCUGGUUUUCCUGUCCACGUAGCUGGCCAGGCUCUGUCUUGCCCUGGCUGCAUAGGCUCGCUGUCUCCUGCUGACCAUGCCGGCUCUACAGGCCUUCUUCCAGCUUCUCUUCCUGAGAGGGCCUCGGGGUGGCGCUGUUUACAGACGGUGUUGAGACACCGGCCAUGCUGUGCACCAGUGCUGUUGUCAAGCUGGGGGACUGAACAGAAACCCGGUGAAUGGUCAUAUUGGGAACCUUUCUGAGGCAGAGCUGCCUACACUUGGCUGGCUGGUCGCUGCUGUCAUCUCUUGGGCUGCAGACUAGAUUUAGGGCCAUAUGGGCUACACUGUGUUGAAAGACUCAGAGCCUUGCAAGGCUCCUCGGAGAUGCACUUUCAGCAGGACGCACACGUUGGGAAGCCCGUGCACCCUGGCAUGUCUCGGUGUGUAAUUCCACGUUGAGUUGCAGGUGCUUUUCAUUCUUGCGAGUGUUUGUACCCAGCCUCUGACAUGAGAGCCUGCUCACACGGGCACAACGGUCAGCCCUAACUGUGGACUUUUUUGAACCACUGAGAUUGAGGAAGUUAGUGCAGUGCUUAAAUUCCAGUCGCCAUCCCCCCCCCGCCCCCGGUCUAAAAAGAUAGGGUAAAAUUUAAUGUCAGCUACAAAAUAAGCUUUCUACCACUGAUUGGGGGUGGGGGUUGUCAAAUAUAUUGUUCAUAAAUAUUUAUUUUUGUAAACUGAAGAAGAAUGGAGCAGUGGUACAGGUGGCACGGUGGCACUGAGGGCUUUGCUUUAGCUGGGAACCCUUACAGCUUUUAAUCUCGUAGUGGAAAAGAAAGACAAUGUUUGUUAAGUAGAGUUGACCACUCACUGGGACAAGCCCGUCCCUGGAAGUUUUCAUUCCACGCUGCUGUGUGGCCUUGUGCCUGUAGCAGGCCCUGCCCUUGGAGACAGGUUUGUUGGCAGAAUGGGACCUUCCCCAAGGGGGUUCUGUUAGUGCCAUCAGCAGACUCGGCCCAGGACAGCACAAACCUGCAGCGCCUGCUUCUGGGCCCAGUUGAGGCUGCAGGUGCCUGGCCUCUGCCUUAAUGUUGCUGAGGUGCCAACACUGCCACCCUGCUUGCAAGUGGUUCUGUGGAGUCCAUCCUGGAGAAGGUUGGCGCCUGGAGCAGCUGCCGUGGCCCAGGGAGGCAGCGUUCAUGUCAGGGAGCCAUAGUUUCCAGAUGAGUCUGAACAUACUGCAGUCUCUUUCCUUUUUCCUGAACACUGUAUUUUUUUAAUAGAUCAAAGAUAGAUCACAUUUUAUAAGACCUUUCGUCAGUAAGAUCCUACGUCCCUUCGUUGUGUGCUGCUUCCUGUUUGAAGCUUGUCAUGUCGCAGCCUGUCUAGUGCAGUGGCAGGGGGCAAGGCUUCAGUGCCUGCUCAGGAGCCUGAGCGUCAGCAUGAUCCAUUCAGCCACUGUCACGUCCUGUGUCCAGUUUGAUCACCGUCGGGAGGAGUGGUUUGUCCCCUGCUCAUAGACAAAGGCCACAGUGGGUUGGGGCGGACGUAGACGGGGCUGGGACCUUUCUGGGUCUUGCUGCUGCUCCUACCCAUCUACCUACAGAUUCGAGUUGCUAGCAAAGCCACAGGGAUGGACGGGGGAACAUCCUGCCUGGGGCAGGCGUCAGGGCAGGGCUUGGGCUGUUUUCUUGAGGUAGGUGAUGGUUGGACUCGGAGCCCCCGUGGCCUCCAGCUCUGUCUCACCCUGUGAGUGAUGAGUGUAUCCGAGACGGGAGAAGUGUUUCUCGUGGUUUUGUUCUGCCCUUCCCCUCUCCAGACUGCCUCUUUCUCUUAGCGACACUUUGGCAUUUGCUGGUACACAUGAGAUGGGUGUUGGUGGGAAUGAGUCUCAACUUUUGUGUUCCUGGUGGUUAUGUUCAGAGCGGGUCUGUGUCCAGGUUUUUCUUUGAUUGUAAAAUACAUUUCUACUUUUCAGCCUUCUAAUUUAAUAAGUGGCCCAUAUAAAAAUAGAGAAAUAAAGUCCCCUAAGGGAAAGUUUA